Trypanosoma brucei brucei TREU927 is the source of this 3996-nucleotide messenger RNA. RefSeq lists its product as hypothetical. The transcript has a single exon. Lineage: Eukaryota; Euglenozoa; Kinetoplastea; Trypanosomatida; Trypanosomatidae. The coding region runs from base 1 to 3996 and encodes 1331 amino acids. The record is from RefSeq and is a predicted model, not a curated record.
AUGGGUGAAGUAAUGAUUUUGCGAGAAAAACAAGAAGAUAGUAUGAUUGUGCUGAGCGGUGUCCGCAAGCAGGCUGACCUGCUCCUCAUGAGCAGGUACUUCGUCAAACUUCAGCGGCAUGUGGAAAAGGGUAAACGAAAAAAACACCUAGGACGAUGUGCCACUUUGUUAAAGCACAACGCUGUUAGGAGGCUAGUCGUGACGCAUUUUUUGCGUUGGUUUUACAAUACGCGGCGCCAUUUAGCCGGUUCGUUAGGGUUCGAAGGACUACCACGCAUUGUUGUAUUUCCCACUAACCAAGACUUCGUUAACUUGGGCGUCCGCUACUUCCAACAGUGGCGCGAGUGGCUUAGGCGGAUUCGCCAGCGUCGUUGCACUAACACGGAACUAUUGAAGAAUAAGACGAGGGAAAGGCAACUCCUCUGCAGCUUCCACCAAUGGCGAUGUUUCGUCCAUCAGCAACGGGAGGAAAGACUUGCACGGAGGUUGUACGAGCUUACCCAACAGAAUGAGAAGUUACUCACUGAUAUUGAAAUGAUGGAACAGCAUUGCGAAGGACAACAGGAGCGUGAGGAGGCCUUUAAAUCGCUCUUAACGAAUAUGGAGGCGCACCGCAACCGCCAAUUUCGUGAGCUGGAGAACUAUCGUCAGGCCGUUAGAGAAGCUGUUAGUUUGCUACAUGUAUCAUCCUGGGCAGAAACCAACUCUCAAGGAGUGGCACCACAGGCAGAGAAGGGGCAAAAUGUUUUAUCGGAUAGUGUUGGGGAUGAAGAAUCGCUGCAGUUGUUGCGGGCCGCGGCCACGGAUGUACACAAAGCCGUGAGCGAAUUGCGAAGUGUACUUCCAAUGGAAAACGAAGGUUCGGGAACUUUAAGUGACGUUGUUCAGUCCGUCUGUCAGCACAUCUCUAAAUUGGAUGGUACAUUCGAUGAGUUGAUGGAUGAGUUGCACAGCAGCUCGACCCUGACAAAGUACAUGCGAAACGUUCUGCAGAGCACUGGGGAAAAUAUUUUAGCGAUAUCUCAAAAGUGUUCCCCACCUAACUUAUUCCGUGGGAGGGUGAACAAUUUCAACCAAACGCCAACACCGGAGCAGAGUCGUGAACCUCAUCGCCAUAACGUGACGGGGGGCUCCUUUGUGGACUGGGAAACACUUGAACUUCUAAAGGAUCAGCUGUCACAUGGGGACACACUGAUGAACGGAGUGCCCUCAACUGUCGCCGUUCUCGAGAACGUGGAUGAUGCUCUAAAAUGUUUGUACGAGAGACAGCAAGAGGCUGAUGAAUAUAUGAGUAACCAGCAGAAGACUGCCAACUGCACAAGGGAGCAAGUGCAUGUUCUCGCUGAAGCAGCGGAGCAAGCCGUGGGGCUGAUCCAGAGCUGGUGUUCAAUGACUGCCCAACAUCAGCGGGACACCACCACCAUAGAUGCCAAAGAGGAACUGACAGGUGUAAAGGUGUGUGAACUGGCAGCAUUGUUGCGGUAUGAGAGCGAGGUAGCCUCUGACGCCCUCUCGAAGAUACGUCAUAUCCUCCUUAGCACCAGGCCGCCACCCAAAAUGUCAGCGCAGGACGUGCAAAGCAAAGUACCCUCCACUGGUGAUGCAUCUACUGAAACAUCGCGAUUUGUGUCGUACAGUGGCCUCGUGAAGAUGGUGCAGGGUCUACAUGAGCAGCAAAAGGAGGCAGUUGACGCCUAUGAGACGGUGUACAACGAGUUGCAGCAGCUAAUUUUUGAUUUGUCUGCAAUAGGCAGUGGAAGGGAAAGCUGUGCCAGCGUAAGCAGUGAAAGUUGUAAUGACAGCAGGUUGAAUUCCUUAGAGAGGCCGCAACUGUCAAUAUCGCGAAACACCAGCGACUACUUACAUUACCCGAUGAAACGGGCUGAGCCGAUUAUAAACGCGGUACGUGAUUGUAUCAACCUCAAAGACAUUGAGUUGAAGGAACUUCGAAGCGUUAUCCGACGCUCUGUAGUUGCACUCAGCGGCGGCACUUACGAUGGUGAGGAAUUUUUGGGCGAGAAUAAUGGCAUUAACUCGUCUGUGGCGCGCUUCCCUGAGGGAACCCGCCUCUUGACGAUGUGUGAGGAGCUCGGCAGGGCCGUUAUGGAAGCAAAGACGGCGAUGAAAGCAAAUGAUACCGGCAAGUUUUGUAUGCAUGACAUGGUUGUUCAGCUGCAAAAUAAGCUUAAGGGAUUGCAGAUGGUAGAAGCCGAGUGUGUGUCACUCAUGAAGGGCUUGAAUCACGUUAGCACACUGUACGAUAAUGGCGUGGAGACCGAGGGUCGCUCAAGCGUGGCCGCUAUGUUGCGACGGUGGGAACUAACAACGGUGGAACAGAAGGUGGGUGUUGUGGAUGAGCAGACAUCGAAAGUAGUAGCUUCCCGUCACGAAAACAUACCGGUCGGAGGUAAUGAUGAUGACGCCAUGCGAUGCAGCGAAAUCUUACGCACUCUCCUGCGCGGUGUACGUCGGACCGCCGAAGAAUUUCUGGGGCUACAUGGCGCGUGUGCGGAACUAUUAACCGUCCUUGACGGCACACAUGUUGGCCCCACCCAUUUACACACACCGCCGUGCGACAGGGACAUGAUACAAUCGCUCGCAAGACACACAAAGGAGUUGAAGAAAGUGCUCAACCGUCAUGCAGCUGAAACAAGCGAUAAGAGCAGCUGGAAGGGUAGCGUCAGCGAUCGGUUGGUGAUGUUAACCGCGAAGGUGGCGCUACUGCAGAGUGAAAAAGAAACGCUUAGGGAUGAGGUGGCGCGCUGCACCGACCGGCACUCCUCUCUGAUUAAAAAACUCACGAAAGAGGUGGAUCGGCUAAACCAGGUCAACCAGAAGCUCCUCGACGGCACAGAGAAACUCAGUGAGCAAAAGGGGAUCGAGGAGCGUCUUGCAAGACGGCGCGCGGUGCAUAUAGCGCGAUUGUUGGAAAGAGUAGUACCCAGGGUGCGCCUCGGGGGGUGCCUCGUUUUGUGGAUGAAGUACGUCUGUGAGCGCCGAAAACAAGCAGUGUACGAUGCGAGAGAGGCUGAGGAAACGAAUUCGCUGCAAGUAGCAAGAAAACAGCAUCAGCAGAAUUUGAUUCUUAGAAUGCUGGCGGUUGUGCUCAAUUCACUGCCAAGCACCAGUUCCCUUGAAUCCGAGGCACCUGUCACUGAGCUUCUGUUGCUUCACCUCAUUCGGACUGAAAAUCAUGAUUGCCUGGAUGAGCUAGUCCAACGGAGGCUGGGCGCAGUGGCAGUGUGGAGACGGUCUCUUAAGGAACUUCUGCGUGAUGCGGCUGCGUUAAAGGAGGAGGCGUGGUCGCUUAGAGAAGCGAUGACGGGCUCGUGGAAGACGCAACUUGGGGGACUUCUUCAUGAGGUGUCAGAUGGCAUCCACACAGCAGUUGCUUUCGUAAAUGAACAGAGGAGUAUGAACAAUGAGGCCCUUAGGAAUCAGGUAUUGGGCACAGAGACGCUUUCACGCAAAAAUAGGGAGCUCAAAAGGAAUAAUACUAAACUACUCCAGGAGUUGCUGGAGUUGCAACGAGUAAUUGCCACUAGGGAUGAACGAAUUAUUAAGCUAGAGCGUGAGAAUAGGAAUAUCCAAUUAAGUUGCAUACUUACAGACAAUGAUAGCAGCACAACGAUUGGCGAAGGCAAGAAAGACGACUACCAUCGCUCGGUUGUCGCGGCCAACACGCACUGGCACGAUCAGGAAAGGGCCGAGAGAGUGAUGGUUUCAAGCGCAAAGCGGUUGGCGGUCGAGACCAUCAACGCAAUCGCGGGAAAGGAUUCGGUGGGGUCCAUUGCGGAAGUGGCAGAACUCACAGCGGAGUUGUACAACCGCACGGCGGUAUCACUGGAAGCCAUUUGCAACGCCCAUCCGGCGGCGCGCCGUGAUUUCCUUCAAGUGGCUGAGGCCUGCCUGGCGGAUUUACAAAACUUGCAGGAGGUGCGACACGAGAUCGUGGAGCGACUGCCAGAGCUGCUCCGCGUCCCGUACAUUGACUAA